Messenger RNA from Carica papaya (papaya), 2080 nucleotides. NCBI's taxonomy places the organism in Eukaryota, Viridiplantae, Streptophyta, Magnoliopsida, Brassicales, Caricaceae. The record is from RefSeq and is a predicted model, not a curated record.
AAUUUUCAGAUCUGACACCCUGUUUUAAUACUUUGAAUCCUGCACCUUUCCCUUUAUUUCUUCUUCUUCUUUUUUCUUUUCUUUUGAUACAUUUAUUUGUUUCAUCAUCUCUGUUCUAUCAAAUUGCUGCUCAUUACCACAAAUUUAUUCCACCAGCAUCAGAAUAAAACAAUUAUCCAUCACGCCAUUUUUCUAAAUAACAAUCAAUUUUCUAUUAUGCAUCAAUUUAACACAAAAGACCAGCUCCACGCGUCUUACUUUACAUGCCAACUUCUCUCUCUUCCCUCCCCUAAGAUUUAAAGCACCUCCUCCGUCACCCAACGCUACAUCAUCCAUGGCUACUCUCAACAUCAAUCUCUGCUCCUUCAUCUUUCUUCUCAUCCUCUUCACAAUCCAACCAUCUCACCGCUCCCACGCCAUAGCCUCCGGCACCGGCCGAUGGCAAAUCCUGCAAACCAGUGUAGGCAUAUCCGCCAUGCACAUGCAACUCCUCCACAACGACCGCGUCGUCAUCUUCGAUCGGACUGAUUUCGGCCGAUCAAAUCUCUCAUUGCCCAACUCUCAAUGCCGCAACGACGUCAACGAUACUGCUCUCGCCGUUGACUGCACCGCUCACUCUAUUGAAUACCAUGUUCUUUCUAAUAUGUUUCGGCCUCUCACGGUACAAACCGAUGUUUGGUGCUCCUCUGGUGCUGUCAUGCCCAAUGGUAGUCUGAUCCAGACCGGAGGUUUCAAUGACGGGGAACGGAGAGUCAGAGUUUUCAACCCAUGCGACGGCUGUGAUUGGGAAGAAAUCGACAACGGAUUAGCUGCCCGCCGAUGGUAUGCUACUAAUCAUAUUCUGCCGGACGGCCGGCAGAUUAUCAUCGGCGGCAGAAGACAAUUCAACUACGAGUUUUAUCCCAAAACCAGUGCUGCACCCGAUACUUACACAUUACCUUUUUUGUUGCAGACACGUGACCCAGAAGAGAAUAAUUUAUACCCUUUUGUUUACCUUAACGUUGAUGGUAAUCUCUUUGUUUUUGCUAAUAAUCGAGCCAUCUUGCUCAAUUACACCACUAACAAGGUGGUGAGGAGGUACCCCAUGAUUCCUGGUGGUGAGCCUCGGAGCUACCCAAGCACUGGAUCUUCAGUCCUGCUUCCAUUAAAGAUUACCCCACAAGGUGUAGUAGAAGUUGAGGUUUUGAUAUGCGGGGGUGCUCCCAAAGGAUCUUACAAUCAAGCUAGCUCCAAUGGUGUUUUUAUGGACGCUCUGAACACCUGCGGACGGAUCAAGAUAAACGACCCGAAUCCUCAGUGGGUCAUGGAGAGCAUGCCGCAAUCCAGAGUCAUGGGAGACAUGACGCUGCUUCCAAACGGCAACGUUUUGAUAAUCAACGGCGCCGCCAAAGGAAGUGCCGGCUGGGAACUUGGCCGAAAUCCUGUUCUCAACCCCGUAAUAUACUUGCCCGAAAAUGCAACCGGGUCAAGGUUCGAGACACAAGUCCCCUCCAUCGUUCCCCGAAUGUACCACUCUACAGCCAUUUUACUCAGAGAUGGGAGAGUACUUGUCGGCGGCAGCAAUCCCCAUACUUACUAUAACUUCACCGGAGUUCUUUUUCCGACGGAGCUAAGCCUGGAGGCAUUUAGCCCACCAUAUUUGGACUAUCAAUUCUCGAACUUGAGGCCGAAGAUCGUGUCGCCGGCGUCUCCUUAUAAGUGUUUAUACAAUCAAACGGUGAAGGUUGAAUUUACAGUGAGGACGGCGAGCACGGCCGGGAUAAACAAGGUGAAGGUGACAGUGGUGGCGCCAUCUUUUACGACCCAUUCCUUCUCCAUGAAUCAAAGGCUACUGGUACUGGGAAAGGAGGAAGUUAGGAGUUUGGGAAAAUCAAAGUACGAAAUUUUGGUGAGAACACCGGUUUCCAAAAAUCUCGCACCGCCCGGAUAUUAUCUACUCUUUGUGGUGCAUCAGGAGAUACCAAGCGAGGGCAUUUGGGUCAACAUACAGUAAUUUAUUUAUUUAUUUUUUCUUUUCUGUUUUAGUUUUCUUUCACUUCUUCAUUAUUUAAGAAAACAAACAAAAAAACAAAACAUUCUU